AUGUCGGCUGUACGCUUAGGUGGGCAUCUUAAAGAAUUAAGGAUUCAUUUGUGCCAGACAGGCAAGCAGUCCGCAGGCGUAAGGGAAUUCAUUCAGAAAACCUAUGUGUCCAUUAAGAAGGAGAAUCCUAAUUUCCCCAUCCUAAUUCGUGAAUGCAGUGGGAUUCAACCAUGUAUUUGGGCUAGAUAUGACAAAGGUGUGGAACGACGUACAGCGUUGACUAACUUGACCGCAGAGGAUGUCCUUAAUACCGUGAAACAACUCGCUAAA
Molecule: messenger RNA, 270 nt
Organism: Iphiclides podalirius (scarce swallowtail)
Lineage: Eukaryota; Metazoa; Arthropoda; Insecta; Lepidoptera; Papilionidae
Source: the annotation of a GenBank genome assembly